AUGGCAAAUGAUGAUGGUGAUCCUAUUUUUGAUUACAGCAAUGUUAUUAUUGAACUUGUUUUUUUGGCUGCAGUUAUAUUUAUUGUUAGAACAUGCUACCGUUUCAUAGCCGUUUGUUUUCGUCACCAAGAACGAACCACCACGCACCAAAACCCACCACAACCAACGUGGUAUGCCGCGUCGCUGACCCUCAAUGAAAGAACAUCCUCAUCAGUUGUACAUGAAAUUCCAACACACAAGUACCACAGGAGAAAUAAAGUUGACAUGGUUUCGGAUGAUGAUAGUGGUACGUGUGCCGUGUGUUUGGGAGAUUUUGAGGAGGGGGAGGAAUUGAGGACUAUGCCUGAGUGCUUGCACUCUUUUCAUGUACUGUGUAUUGACAUGUGGCUCCAUUCACAUUUGAGUUGCCCUAUUUGUCGCGCUAGUGCCGCCCCUUUGCCGGUGGUGCACAAACAUCAUUGCGUCGUAGAUACGAGGAAUAUGGUCCCACUUGCUAUCGUGCAAAAUGAAAUAUGUCCACGGAGAGUAGAUAUUGUAUAUAUAUAA
Messenger RNA from Trifolium pratense (red clover), 546 nucleotides. Its product is annotated as RING-H2 finger protein ATL1-like. The record is from RefSeq and is a predicted model, not a curated record. NCBI's taxonomy places the organism in Eukaryota, Viridiplantae, Streptophyta, Magnoliopsida, Fabales, Fabaceae. The transcript has a single exon. Bases 1 to 546 code for a protein of 181 amino acids. Gene Ontology annotation, biological process: protein ubiquitination.